AUGAGCGUCCGGCGCCAUCCCUUGUGCUCAUUACCAACCACUUCCGUCACGUCGUCCUCUUCCUCCACCGCUUCUAUAGCGUCGUCCAGUUCUAUCUCUGGCGGGGGCAAGCAAGGGAAUAUCAAAGACUUGCUUCCUCCAGAGGUCUCGCAGAACCCCGAGAGCAAUGCGGUGGUCCUCAACGUGUACGACUUGGACCAGGGCAUCGUCCGCCUGAACACCAUUCUGGCUAUGGUUGGCGUUGGUGGUGCCUUCCAUGUAGGCGUCUCUGUCUUCGGUAAGGAGUAUUAUUACUCUGGUAUCGGCCCACCCAAUGGCCCUGAUGAUCUGGAUCCCAGUGGUGUUUACUGGCAUGAGCCGACUCACCAUGACGUCCACGUUUAUCGGCAGUCGGUGUAUCUGGGUUCGACGGCCCUCACUGAGCGUCGUGUAUAUGAGCUCGUACGCCGCUUGGGUGAAUUCUGGACUAUUGGUCGCUACGAUCUCCUACGGCGAAACUGUUGUCAGUUCGCGGAGGCUCUAGCCCAAGGCUUGGGGGUGGAGCCCUUGGUGCUGUGA
Messenger RNA from Perkinsus marinus ATCC 50983, 558 nucleotides. RefSeq lists its product as hypothetical. The record is from RefSeq and is a predicted model, not a curated record. Gene Ontology annotation, molecular function: deubiquitinase activity. Bases 1 to 558 code for a protein of 185 amino acids. NCBI's taxonomy places the organism in Eukaryota, Perkinsozoa, Perkinsida, Perkinsidae. Gene Ontology annotation, biological process: protein deubiquitination. The transcript has 2 exons.